GGUAGCUGACAAUUUCUAUUGGUGUGAUGGAUGCACUGUACCCCGUUGGAUGCUAUAGGAAUUGUAUAUGGAAAGCUGCAGUCCAAAUUCCAAGUGUCAAGUAAAUCCAGCCUCCUUUGGAAAGCUUAUUCGGUUAGUUUUCCCAGGUCUGGGGACAAAAAGGCUGGGCACAAGAGGGAAUACCAGGUAUCAUGAUGGAAUAGCUAUCAGGAAUAACUCUUCCUUUUAUGCACGUUAUUGCUCUCUUCUGUCUGAAGAAAAUUAUCACAGGCACCGCUCUCCAGGAGAAGCCAGCAGCUCUGCCUGGCAGCCGAGCACCUCUGCGGGCACCGGUGGAAACGUCUGCAGUUGUGGAGAUGCAGCUGGUUACAAGAGCAAUAGCCAAAAAACCAGAAGAGAUUUGCACUGUUCCCCAUCUGUCAUUUAUCCGAAGACUGAACAAGAGACAUUUCAGUACUCCUGGCCUGAAUUCAGCAGAUUCUAUCUUUGGGAGCAAGAGCUAGGGAAGAAAUACCCCUACGAGAUGGUUGUACCGCUUGCCAAUGAGUACUACAGCCAUUGCCAAGAUAUUUGGCAUAUGGUGAGAAACAGCGAGCUUGACAAGGUGGAAGACUGCAUCAUGUCAUUCUGGAGGUCUCUGCAGCCUGAAAGAUUAGCAUUGAUGUCCUUGCCAGAUGUAUGCCAGCUGUUCAAAAACUAUGAUAGGCAACUAUUCAAGGAAAUGGAGAACAUCCUACUUCAUGAUUUCCUGGAGGAGGUGCCGGUGCAACACGUGAAGUCAAUCAGAUUGCUCAGUAAAAAUGCGGAACUUUGGCUGCUUAAUGCUUUGGGAAAGUUUCCAUUACCGCUCCAAACAUCCAAAUGUAACGAAGUUACAGUGUUUAUAAAAUGACUCACGAGAAAGACAGACCUUUCUAACUUGGCCAAGACAAUGCGAACAGUCUUGAACAGCAACAGCAAAGUCACUGUUCUGCGAUCAGACUUGCAUGCUGUCAUCCAUCAGGGAUUUCUGGAUGUGCCUGGAAACCUCUUUCAAAAGAAGUUUAGGAAUCUGGAGGAGCUGCAGAACAACAUAGAACUGAAAUGUUUGAACGACUUAAUGUCUUUGCUGGCAGCUUCCACAGAUAUUUGGGUUCUCCACUGUGUGUAUUCAAAUCUUCAGGCUUUUGUCAUUCAGCCAAGCAGAAGUAAAGAGGAGUUUAGAAAACUGGUCAAUUUCCAGUUGAGAUGGAACUUCCUACUGAGCGCAGUAAGCAAGGCUAUGACCCUCCACUACAGAGAUAGUUUUGGAUUUCGAGUUUUAGUGGACAAGGCUGAACCCGUUAUGCUAACAAGCCAUCUGGUGUAA
Molecule: messenger RNA, 1348 nt
Organism: Cariama cristata (Red-legged seriema)
Lineage: Eukaryota; Metazoa; Chordata; Aves; Cariamiformes; Cariamidae
Gene: RFX8
Product: RFX family member 8, lacking RFX DNA binding domain
Biological process (GO): regulation of transcription by RNA polymerase II
Molecular function (GO): RNA polymerase II cis-regulatory region sequence-specific DNA binding; DNA-binding transcription factor activity, RNA polymerase II-specific
Source: RefSeq, a predicted model, not a curated record